Messenger RNA from Mauremys mutica (yellowpond turtle), 2728 nucleotides. It is a transcript of the gene SERPING1, whose product is annotated as serpin family G member 1. Gene Ontology annotation, biological process: negative regulation of endopeptidase activity. The transcript has 8 exons. Gene Ontology annotation, molecular function: serine-type endopeptidase inhibitor activity. The coding region runs from base 114 to 1991 and encodes 625 amino acids. Lineage: Eukaryota; Metazoa; Chordata; Testudines; Geoemydidae. The record is from RefSeq and is a predicted model, not a curated record.
AGUGGCCAUGUGAUGAGAGAUUGCGAAAGAGACAGAAUGGGAAGACCCAGAGUCCGACACACGGAGGGGGAGGCAGACAGACAGACGGACGCACAGAGAGAGGAUUCGUUACCAUGAAGAGCUGGUUGAUCCUGGUGUGGUUGGUGACCUUCGCAGGCGAUUGGCUGAAUGGGGCAGAAGGGGACAAACAGUGCCCUGCUUCCAAGGUCCCCCUACAAGCUGCUGCCCACAACUCCACAGGAGAUGAGGAGGCCAACAAUGGGAUCCGCCAGGAGGCUGUGAUUUGUCAAGAAGCUCCGCAGACCAGGGAAGGCCCUGAGCAAACCUCGGGGAAGGGAGGAGAGAAUGGGGGAGAGAGGGAGGGGCAGGAGACCCAGCAGGGGCUGGUGCAGGAAGGGCCAGGGGGAGAGGAGUCCACAGGUUGCAAAGCUGCCUCCAGCGUGACAGAGGGAGAAGGGGAGGCCGAUCAGGCUACUGGCAUGAGUGGCCCAGGAGGGGCCCCUGAGAGACAUACAUCAGAGAUCCAGAGUACCAUGGAGCUGUCCAAGGAGCCGGACAAGGAGCCGGACAAGGGGCUUGACGAGGAGUCGGCCAAGGAGCCGGACAAGGGGCUUGACGAGGAGUCGGCCAAGGAGCCGGACAAGGGGCUUGACGAGGAGUCGGCCAAGGAGCCGGACAAGGAGCUUGACGAGGAGUCAGACAAGGAGCCGGACAAGGAGCUUGACGAGGAGUCAGACAAGGAGCCAGCCAAGGAGCUUGAAAAGGAGUCGGCCAAGGAACCAACCAAGGAGCCCACUGCAGCACCCACCACUGAGGCCGCUACGGUGCCCGUUACAACACCGCAGCGGUGCCCGCCCAGUGACCCCUGGGGAAGCUGUGGGGACGACUCCAAGGAGGAGAGCUCCAGGGUGGCAACAGCGCUGACUGAUUUUGCACUGAAUUUCUAUUCGAAAUUGGUCAAGGUGGAAGGCACUGGCUCCAACGUGGUCUUCUCGCCCUUCAGUGUGGCCCUGGCACUGUCGCACCUCUUGCUGGGGGCCCGGGGCGAAACCAAAGAGCGACUGGAGUCCAUCCUCUCCUACCCCUCAGAUCUCGUCUGCGUCCACACUGCACUGCAGCGGCUCCUCAAAUCCCAGCCCUUGAUCUCAGCCUCAAAGCUCUUCCUCCGCCAAGGCCUGCACCUGAACGAAGCCUUCCGCAACCAGUCGCUGCGCUUCUACAACAGCCGGCCCCAUGUGCUCAGUGGCAACGAGACCCAGGACCUGCGAUUCAUCAACAAGUGGGUGAAAGACGUGACCAAGGGCAAGAUCAAGAGGCUGCUGAAGGAGCUGGAGCCGGACGUCCAGCUGGUGCUGCUCAACGCUGUCUAUUUCCAAUCCAAGUGGAAGACGACCUUUAAAGUGAAGAACACAGUGAAUGAGACGUUCUACCGCCCGGGCCAGGCCCCCAUCCAGGUGCCCAUGAUGACCAGCAAGAAGUACCCGCUGGCCUUCUUCAAUGACCCCAGCCUGCAGGCCAAGGUUGGCCGGCUGCAGCUGUCCCACAACAUGAGCCUCAUAGUCAUCGUGCCCCAGCACGUGUCCCAGAUGCUCGCCCAGCUGGAGCAGAAGCUGACCAAAGAGACCUUAGCUGCGGUGAUGAAGAAGCUGAUGGGUGUCCCCUUCAAGCCCACUGUGGUGAGCCUGCCCAAGUUAAAGCUGGACAGCUCCCAGGACCUCAUGGACAUCUUGGGGGAGAUGGACUACGGAAUUUUCUAUGAUUCGAACCUGUGCGGCAUCUCAGAGACAGAGGAUCUGUUGGUGACGAGUGCCCAGCACCGGGCCAUGCUGGAGCUGAACGAGGAAGGGGUGGAGGCCGCAGCUGCCACAGCCUUUUCAGUGGCCCGCACUGCCUGGGUCUUCGAUGUGCAGCAGCCCUUCCUCUUCAUGCUGUGGAAUGAUGAUCACAGCUUCCCCAUCUUCAUGGGCCACGUCAACGACCCCAGAGUGUGAACCAACCCUCUCCAUGCCCAGUGCCACUUGCAUGGUAUGCCCUGGUGCCACAGGCACUGAACAGGGUGCCCGCGGAGUGCUGCUUGGCUGUGACGCUUUUGGGGGGGGGGAAUAUCUGUCUCUCUCUCCUCCUCCGUAUAUAACCAUCCAUUCAUCCCCAUGCAUUCCCUUCUACUUCGCUAUCAAUUCCACACAGCAUUUAUCAAGGGACUGACCUGGGAGGCAGUGUAGCCUAGUGGUUAGCACGGUGUACUGGGACUCUCAGAGACCUAGGUUCUGCUGCUAGGCGUCCUAGAUCAAGAGACAUUCUAGCUCUAUGCCUCAGUUUCCCCAUCCACAAAAUGGGGAUAAUGAUCCUGACCUGCUCUGUAAAGCACUAAAGAUCUGCUGAUGGAAAGGGCUGUAGAUGAGCUAGGGAUUGUUAUUAUUAUCUAUCCAUGCAUCCCCAAUACGUAGCUUCUAUCUAGCUAUCUCCCAAUACACCCCAUUCAUCAUCACAGUCUGGUCUCUCUGGAUUUUCCUUCUGUCUCCCUCUCUCUCUUCUCCCCUCAGCCCCUUUGUUCCUCCCUCUCCCUACUUGACUGUCUGUAGCCUGUGACCAUCCCAGGCUCGGAUCUUCUGAAAUGUACAGGGAAGAGCUGAUCUGUGGGGGGGUCCCUUCUCCCCACUCCCUCAACUCUGUCCCCCUCACAGCAGCCGCUGCCUCUUCCAACAGUAAAUAAAGUCUGAAAACUUUG